AUCGUUCUGUUGGUUGUCGCUGCGGAGGGACAGUCCUCCCUUCCUUCUUCCGCGGAGCAGACGAAGUUGGAGAUGUCUGUCACCCCCUCCCAAAGCAGCAAAGAGACGGAACCGACACCUGCCGAGGAUUCGAAAGACGGACUACCUCCGUUCGGCGAUGACGCAAAAGCAGAAUUGGAAUUCUUCGAGUCCCUGAUGGACGACACCGAAGACGACGAAUCCAAAGAAGAGUCCAAAAAGCCGGACGAAGACGAGUUCCUGUCCGUCACGGUGCUGUACCCGGACCAACUGCGGAGACAAGGAGACCUGAAUCCGGAAUUCGGGCAGAGACAGACCCGACCCGGGGUGGAGUUCGACGACCCGCAGCCCCCCAAAGCGGACGACCGCUUCCCCCCUCCGCCCGUCUACCCGCCGAAGAGGGACAGGGACCAGGACAACCCGCCCCUGCUACAGUUGACUCAGGGCGGCUACCGGAAACCGUACGAAUCCUCCAUCAGCCAGAGGCAGGAACCGGAUUCCAAGUCGGACGAGGACCAGGCCGCGAAGAUUCAGCCCCAGGUGUCCUACUCGCCCGCAUUCCGGCAGCCCCAGUACGCGUCGUUCGGACCGGGACCCGUGCUGCAGAAUCCGUUCGUCGCCCAGCACCGGAACUUCGUCGGUCCGAACAGCAUCCUGCCGACUUCCGUCCAGAGCGGAUUCCUGAACACCCCGCCGGUCGGAUUCACGGACUUCGCCAACUUCCAGGCAUCGUUCCCCGCCGCGAGGGACAACGGGGGGUAUCCGAGCCUGAUGCAAGACCCCGGCCUCGUGCCCCUCUUCCAGUCCCCGCUGUUCCAGAACUCCCAGUACCAGCUCGUCGACCCUUCCAGGACCCUCCAGGGCCACCUGUUGAGCGGAAGUUACGAGACGGUGGACAGGCCCGACUACGCAGCCUACUUCCGGCACCCGACUCCGCCCAGCCCUCAGUUCCAAGUGCCGCCAAACUACUACGGCGCAGUCGCGGGGAAUAACGUCUUCGGCAACCCUUUCCUCGCCAACAACCCCGCUUCGCCGCCAUUCACGCCAAGGUACAUCCGAUUCCAGUCGCCAGGAGGGAAUCCCGUUCCUCCCAACGGUCAACGCCAACAAGACAUCCCACGGGAAAACCAACCAACCAAAUUAGAAGAACCGACUCCGAACGAGCCCGAUCCGGUCCCCUUCGGGACUCGUCUGCAGGCCCCACCCCAGGACAGCCAGACGGACUUUUACAUGAGGUACCCGGUGAGGGAUGCUGGCUACGCCACGGAGGAAAGUCUACCCUCCCAGAAUGCGACUGAGGAUGAUUCUCCCGCCAGGAGGUUCUUCCCCCUACCCAGGCCCUUCGGAAGGGACCCUUACAGGGAUGCCCUGAACGUUCUACAGCAGCAGCCCUCCACGGACAGUCGGGUGAAUAGCACCGAAGGCGAAACUUUCUUCAGGAACCGACCCUUCGGGGACUACCCGAACCUGUCCACGUUCCACAGUCCGGCGUUCCAUCCGGCCAUGGGAGGAUCCGGGAACGCUUUCGAACGUCCGGAUGCGAACUUCCAGUUCAUGAAUCCGGCCCGCCCCGGAUCCGGUGAGGGAGACGGUUCGGUGACGCCCGCUUGCGCUCUCCAGAGCAACGCAUCCAUGUGCUUCGAGGAUAAAGAUUAUCCGAGGCAAGACGUGCACUACUCGCUCAACUCGGACGCCUACGUGUUGGAGCGCUUCACGACGCCGGGGCUGGGGGCGGAGCCGAACCGGACGAGCGAGAGGUCCAUCUGUGGGGCGGACGUGCGCUACGGGGCGCCCCUGCGCGGGAAAAACGCCCAAGGACGCUGGAAGGUCAUCGUCAACAUGGACAGCGGGCUCGCCGAGGGACGCUUCACGCAGAUGGUCAGGCUCGAAGUCUGCAGGUCGAGUGGCGACCCCUGCAGCCACACCGACGACAAGGUAAAGACGAGCUGUGUCCAACAGUACAGCCUGCAGAGUCUCCUGUCCUGGAGCACAGACCGGGGGGUGCACAGUGACCUGUACAGGCUACCCGUCGCCUGCUCGUGCCAGCUAGUGGACGCUUGACCACGCCCCCCUUACUAGAAGCAUCAUCGUAGAAAGAACAAAACAAUACUAAUACUCCAGUGGAUGUGAUCGUCGUUCUCCAAGAACAACCAUUCCAUAGUCGUAAAACAGUCGAACCCCGCUAUAGGACUCCGUUUAUAUCGACCUUCACUAUAGCUGAUUAUGCUCAUAUAGCAGUGGCGAAUCCAGGGGGGCGGCUAUGAGGCUGCAGCCGUCUCCAGACCAGAAAUAAAUUCUUUCUUUCAGCCUUUGUCUAUGCAU
Uloborus diversus is the source of this 2340-nucleotide messenger RNA. RefSeq lists its product as uncharacterized. Gene Ontology annotation, cellular component: extracellular region. The record is from RefSeq and is a predicted model, not a curated record. Gene Ontology annotation, molecular function: growth factor activity; Toll binding. NCBI's taxonomy places the organism in Eukaryota, Metazoa, Arthropoda, Arachnida, Araneae, Uloboridae. The transcript is spliced from 5 exons. The coding region runs from base 73 to 2079 and encodes 668 amino acids. Gene Ontology annotation, biological process: central nervous system formation; regulation of Toll signaling pathway; innate immune response.